Colletotrichum higginsianum IMI 349063 is the source of this 981-nucleotide messenger RNA. RefSeq lists its product as uncharacterized. NCBI's taxonomy places the organism in Eukaryota, Fungi, Ascomycota, Sordariomycetes, Glomerellales, Glomerellaceae. Gene Ontology annotation, biological process: positive regulation of mitochondrial DNA replication; DNA recombination. The record is from RefSeq and is a predicted model, not a curated record. Gene Ontology annotation, cellular component: nucleus; mitochondrial large ribosomal subunit. Bases 1 to 981 code for a protein of 326 amino acids. The transcript is spliced from 2 exons. Gene Ontology annotation, molecular function: structural constituent of ribosome; DNA strand exchange activity; single-stranded DNA binding.
AUGAACUCGGUCUCGGUUUUCAGAUUCUCACAGCUGUCCUUCGGCGUCGCCCGGACAAGCAUACGGCAUGGCCACACGAGGUCGCGCCGCCGAGCGCCGCAGCCCGAGCUCACCAACUUCGAGCCGGGCCACGGCGAGCAGAUCUGGGUCUACAGCCACCUGACCUCGAAUCAAGUGAUUUACUCGCACACGAAGCAACUCGACUCCAAUCGCGCGCUCCGUCAACUCCCCUUCAACGGCAAGAAGACCAAACCCGCCAAGCUCCGCCGUGACUACUGGGAGCCAAUGGCCCUGAUCCAGCUACCCAGCGGCGCGGGCGUGGCGGGCCAGUCAGUCUUCCAGAAGCUCCGCGAGUUCAGGCGACUCCACGAGCUCUGCUGGGACGAGUCGCUCCGCUUCACCAAGAACACGGAUACAUUCACGGGGGUCACCAAGACGCGCGUCCGCAACCGGCUCGAGCGCGGCGUGGCCCUCAACGACCAGCGCGCAAACUCCAUCGCCGAUAUGGCAGCCGUGCUUGCGGGCGUCGGCAGAGGCAGCCGACUGCUGGUGAGCCCGCAGGAGAAGAAGGCCGUCCUCGAGGAGGGCAAGACGCUGGUGGGCCGCAAGUGGUCGCAGAAGCCGCCGCCACCGACGGCGACGGUCGUGGCCAAAGAGGGCGAGGGCGAGGACGUGAGCAAAGCCGUCGAGGGCGAGGAUGCGAGCAACGUCAUCAAGGCCGAAGACGCGAGCAAGGUUGUCGAGGGCCCCGAGGAGCUGCUGCCCGCGACGAUAUACUGGGCCAACGAGGCUGAUCGCAACUUUGCAGAGCGGUGGUCGGACAACGUCACGCACGACGUGUUCGACAAUGUCAAGGCGGUGCUGGCGGAGAAUCAGUUCACGGAGGCCAUUGAGGAAGGGAGCGAGGCACUGGAGGCCGAGACCAAGCCACUGGAGGCAGAGACUAAGGCAGAGAAGGCUCUUGACAAAAGUCUAGUUUGA